Messenger RNA from Ostrea edulis (European flat oyster), 7419 nucleotides. RefSeq lists its product as uncharacterized. Gene Ontology annotation, cellular component: membrane. Gene Ontology annotation, biological process: ganglioside catabolic process; carbohydrate metabolic process; glycosaminoglycan metabolic process. NCBI's taxonomy places the organism in Eukaryota, Metazoa, Mollusca, Bivalvia, Ostreida, Ostreidae. The transcript has 17 exons. Bases 2049 to 7241 code for a protein of 1730 amino acids. The record is from RefSeq and is a predicted model, not a curated record. Gene Ontology annotation, molecular function: beta-N-acetylhexosaminidase activity; polysaccharide binding.
UUUUUUUUUUUUUUUUUUUUUUACGGCUGGACGUCUCAAAAAAUCCAGGACAGGUCGUAAAACAAACAACUAAAAUUGUAAGACUUAGUUUCAUGGUUGAGUGAACUUUAUUUUGUUUUUCGAAAAAUUUUCACCGUGCUUUAAUUUUGGAAGCUGAAUUUGAUAUGUAUGUAAGUUUCAUUACAGAGGACCGAUUUUAAUGAUAUUUAUAGAACUCUGUGUGACAUAUAGUUUCCCAGACUUUUCCCUACAAUGCCUUAACCUAGGAAUUGCGUAGAUAUAUGUACAAAUUAUUAAUUUUUUAUAUUUUCUAUAGUUGAAUUAUUCUAAUAAAAGUUUUGAAGUUAAUUUCAUAGUUGACUGAUAUGAUUAUUCUCUCUAGUUCUCUGUAUUUCUAUUAUUAUUAUUUUUCAUCUUAUAAAUACAAGUGUAUUAUUAUUUUUUAUACUAUAAAUAUAUAAUUUAAGGUAUACCAUUUUAAUUGUAAUAGAGUUUGUUGGAUUCUCUGCAUCUAUUUACAAUAAAUCAUAUUUAUAAUGUUUCGUGAUAUUGUAAAAUAAUAUUCACCCACUGUAGCAAAUAUACAGUGAAUAGUCUGCCAUAUAAUGACAUACCUCAAAUGAAUGUUUUUGCAAUACUCUCAGAAUGCUUAUCAUAGAAACUCCUUCGAAUUUAAUGUAAAUAUACAUGCAGGUAUAUAACACAAGCAUAUAAUUUAACUUUAAUUUAAUUUUUUUUUAAAAAUUAAAAUGAGAAAAAAUGACAUAUUUCUCUUCUCGUGUGAGCUAAAAACGAAAUUAUUUUUUUACGCAGUGCAUUCGAGAUAAACUCAAUGACUCUGUCAAACAGGGCAAUAAACCGUGUUUACGAUCCUCGGUGUAAAUAAAGAAAAGGUGCCCCUUUAUCCACAGUUCGUCAUGGUUACACCUACAUAUUAACACAAGCUUUAAUGACAUGCACACAGAAAUUUAAGGCAGUUCAGAAAACAUGUACGUAAACAUAGCGAUGUGGCUAAGAGGUUGUUUGCUGAAUGAAUUAAUCUCUGUGUUCUUGUAUAACCACUAGGUACACGUACAAUCCUUAAUUUGCAGUGAGUGUAGACUUGUCGGCCAUCAGACAACCACUUAGUGAGAAGUGACCAAAUCAACACCGGUUGUAACUUCCGUUACUAUAGAGACGUGUUUAUAGUUCAAUUCCUCAAAUCAAUUUCUGUUCAUCGGGUUAUGCCCUCAACUAAUAAAGUUAAGCCCACAAUUAAUAUUCAGUUUUUAUGUCAGUUUAGGGUUGCUAUGGUGAUAAAAUGCGAUGCCGCCUGACGCUGUCUAUAUAAGACAAAUUUCAGUGUGUGUUUACAAGUUCGUGUAGAGAGUACACAAGCACUAACACUGAUUGAUUGAUUGUUUAUGGUUCUACACCGGUUUUGGCAUUAUUUUAACCAUUUUACGGCGGUAUAACCUUCCAUUUGCUAAACUCUAACAUGAUCAUAUAAUAAAAGCGGUCGCAUCAGAAGCUUUGUUUUCUAGUAUGUCAACCAAAAUUCUUGAUCAGCCUAGAAAAGGAAGCUUCUUACAUUUGAUAAUUCGACUCUUAAUGGUUUUUAAGAUUUAUUCAAUUUGGAGUAUGUGAUUUAUUAGUUUAUUAUGAUGUCAAUGAAUUAAGCUUUGACGCAGAUUGUAUGAAUUUUACAAUGCAAUGCUAGCUAUCCCCGCUUACCUAGGAAACCCGCACAAACCUUACCUUGAUGGAUGCAAUGAUAGAUAACAAGCUCGUAAUAGAGGCGAAUCUAAUUUGUGUCAAAAAUCACGAUCGUUUUCAAAAGAAACCGGUAUGUUAUACUUGUUUUUCUGAACAUGAAAUAUCAUACAGAGUUAGUUUUCAAACUGCAAAAUAAAACCUUGAACUCCUAGUUCAGGUAACAAUCGGAAUUCCUCUGGAGUUAUCUUUUCACGUAGUACAUACCUCUGCUGCGGACUGGUUACGGGUCGUAGUGGAACACAAUCAGACAUUGGUCCGCACUAUAUUUAAAGUGGACGCUGGGCAGGUGAAAAAUGGAUGUUGUUUUUGUCUUCCUCACAGCUAUUACAGCAUCCGCGUUAGCCUUGCAACAACCUGAGUUAAAUUACAUCGGUAAAAAUCUUGACAUACAAAUUACGGUGGAUGAAAAUACAAAAUAUAAUGGCGAUAAACAUAGAUUUAGCCUCACCAUGACGAACACCGGAAGCGAGACAAUCAAGCAGGACAACUGGUCUAUAUACUUUUAUAGCUUUUUCAUGAUAGAACCUGGACACCUUCCAUCGGCGGAUGGCUACGUUUUACCAAACUACAAGGUGAAAUUUCAUCACAUUAAUGGAUGCUUGUUUAGCAUGACUCCAACGCCAGAUUUUCCGGACAUGUCUGCAAAUGCGUCUCAUUUUGUAGAGUUUUUUGCACAAUAUUGGACUGUUACGAGAACAGACAUACCUCCUAACUGGUAUGUAACGGGACCCGGGGUGAAACCAGUUAACAUCGAAUCAACAGCGACAGGGAAACGAUUUGUUGCUGAUUAUUCAUCUGUUGGUCAGUGGAAGAGGUACCGCGUGGAUCAAUAUAACCCUUUCACUGCUCAGGAUCGAUACAGAAGAUACAACGUCCGGAAUUUCAAUAUUCAUACCAAAAUGAUUAUCCCUACGCCAAAACGAAUUACAUUUCUGUAUCUUAAUGACUUAAGUAUCAGUGAUAAAAAUGCCAUUUGCACUCCUGAUGUAUCGCAGAGUUGCACACUUCUAAAUGAAAAACUAGGAAUAGCAGUAAAUAUAAAUAACAAUACGAGUACAGACGAACAAAGCAAGCGGAUCCGAUUAUGGACAAAUUCAUCCAUUGGGGAAAAUCCGGGUCUUUACCACCUCUACACUGAUGUAACUAAUGAAACAAUUACAGUGAUUGGUCAAUCACCUGCCGCCGUAUAUUACGGUGUCCAAUCGCUUCUCAGCUUAGUAGCCGGUUCUCCUGAUAAUAAUAGUAUCUCACAAGUGUUGAUUGAAGAUGAGCCUCGUUUUGAACACCGGGGUAUGCACGUUGAUGUGUCCCGGAACUUCCGAACAAAAGAAGACAUAAUCAGAUUGAUGGAUGGAAUGGCGAUGUACAAAAUGAACAAAUUACACGUACAUCUGUCGGACGACGAAGGAUGGCGGAUAGAGAUCCCGGGUAUACCGGAACUGACGGAGGUUGGAUCAAACAGAUGCCAUGAUCUAGACGAGAGGACCUGUUUGAUACCACAGCUGGGAUCAGGGGGAGACAAUACCACUUCCGGUUCCGGGCAUUUCUCGGUAGAGGAUUUUCAAGAAAUUCUUCGAGAAGCCACUAAACGUUACAUCGAUGUUAUACCUGAAAUCGACAUGCCCGCCCACAUGCGCUCUGCCAUAAUAUCCAUGGAGGCAAGAUAUCUUAAGCAUAUUAAUGUCAACGAAACGCUUGCACAACAGUACAGACUCUUAGACCCAAAUGACACCAGCCAAUAUACAUCCGCCCAGAUGUUUAACGACAAUGCAGUGAACCCCUGUAUCGAAUCGACAUACGCAUUCGUUGAAAAAGUCGUGUCUGAAAUCAAGAACAUGUAUGAAGGAUACCAGCCGCUGACGUAUUUUCAUUUUGGUGGAGAUGAAAUGGCUUCCAAUGCAUGGCUAAAUUCGACAGAAUGUAAAGAAUUUGCAAAGUUAGAUUCUUAUUAUAAUACGACACACCAUUUAAAGGAAUAUUUUGUAAGACGAGUAGCGAACAUCACGCAUCGACUGGGACUGAAUCUAGCUGGAUGGGAAGAUGGUUUAAUGGGUGAUGAUGACAUUCCGUUCGACAGAAAUUCGUUACCUAAUUCCGAAAUAUACGGAAAUGCUUGGCAGAACAUAUGGGAAUGGAAGGUGGGAGGACGGGCGUACAACCUCGCUAACAAAGGAUAUAAGGUAGUAGUGUCUCAUGCAACACAUCUCUUCUUCGAUCAACCCCAAGAACCAGACCCUGAGGAGAUGGGGUUGUACUGGUCAACACGGUUCACGGACGCCAAGAAGGCAUUCCAUUUCUUGCCAGACAGACUAUACGAAAAUAUUGCAGUCAAGCGAUCUGGUGAGCCGUACACCAAGUCCGAGUCGUGUGGGGAAAACAACAAAAGGUGUCCUCCAUUGCAACGUAGAGAAAACAUAAUUGGCAUGCAGGGUCAGUCUUGGGGCGAAACAUUCAUGAAACCGGAGAUAUUUGACUACAUGGUAUUUCCCAGACUUCUAUCAUUGGCUGAACGGUCUUGGCAUAAAGCAUCUUGGGAAGACAUGGAGAAACCAGACAGAGACGCUGCCGCAGCCGUGGACUGGGAAUCGUUCGCUAACACAGUCGGUCACAAAGAGAUACAAAGACUUCACCAGCUAGGGAUACAUUACAGAAUAGCGCCACCUGGUGCCAUUGUGGAGAAUGGAUACCUGAAGGUAGGGACUGAAUUUCCUGGAUAUAUCGUGCAGUACAGUAAAGACAACGGAGCUUCCUGGCAGGACAUCCCACCUGAAUGGUUCUUCCUGGAUAACGGAAGUUUACUCAUGCGGGCGAGCACAAAGGACAGGACACGAUUUAGCAGAACCAUUCCAUUUCACCCAGAGGAACCUCUGUCAAUAUCGGAUCAACACCUCGUGGAUUAUAUAGCUACAAACCUCGAUGUGAAAUAUGAUAUCAUCAGUAAUUUAGUUAAUGAUUGGCGGAAUUUUACCGCCAAAAUUACGAUGAAAAAUUCUGGUAAUCGGGACCUAUUGUCAGGAAAUUGGGAAAUAUACUUUUACUCGAUACGAAUGAUCCAGCCUAAUGAUUUUCCUUACACAAAUGGAUAUUUGCUAAAAGAUUGUACCAUGAAGGUACAUCAUGUGGGUGGGAGUUUAUUCAAACUAACUCCCGAACGACAGUUUUCUUUGAAGAGUAGAAAUAACAUAGUUUGCAACAUUGUGGCGAAAUACUGGGAGUCCGCUAGGACAGACUGCAUGCCCAACUGGUAUGUAGGUGCCGAGGGAAUGGAGUCUAAAAAUAUCGAGUCAACUCAAAACGAGGAUUUGACCUUCGUUGGAUCUUUCACUAAGCCGGAACAGUAUCACCGUUAUCCGGGAGACGCUUGGAGUCCAUACACACCGGAAGUGAGAUACGAUAUCAAUAAAGCAAUGACAGUUUCCGGAAGUCAGGCAAAACCGAUCAUUCCUACCCCUGUAGAAGUGACGUUACAGAAAACAACGGUGACUGUGGAUUCCUCGUGGAUGGUUUUGAAUUCUACGAAAUAUAUUAAGGAGGUUCUGCUCAUAGCAGAUUUAUUUGGCAUCGAAAUAAACAACAACAAGCCAUCAUCCAAAUUUAUAGAAAUCACAACGGCGGGUAAUAUUAAUAUUCUGGACAAUGACGUCACCCAUGACGAAGCCUAUUGGAUCGAUAUCACCGGCUCUUCUAUCAAUAUUUCUGUUAAAACCGUGGCGGGAGUUUAUCAUGCAUAUCAGUCAUUACGGAGCUUGGGAAAGGGAGGAAAUAAAUUUCCGGUCGGUAUUAUCAAAGACCAGCCUCGGUUCCAAUAUCGGGGGAUGCACGUUGACGUCGGACGUAACUUUCAUUCAAAGGAGGAAAUCCUCAAAAUCCUCGACGCCAUGGCUAUGUACAAGUUAAACAAGUUCCACUUCCACCUGACGGAGGAUGAGGGUUGGCGGUUAGAGAUUCCUGGUCUUCCAGAACUCACAGAGGUUGGUUCGAACCGGUGCCAUGAUCUGAGUGAGGACGAAUGCAUACUUCCUCAGCUGGGAUCCGGGUCAGCAAAAGACGAACUGGGUUCCGGGUUUUACACGGUAGCCGAAUAUAAAGAAAUAUUACAAUAUGCUGAUGACCGUCAUAUUGAAGUCAUUCCGGAAUUUGAUAUGCCUGGGCAUUGUCGCGCAGGCGUAAAGGCAAUGGAAGCCAGAUUCCGGAAGUACAUGAAAUAUGGAAACGAGACUGCUGCGAGGGAAUACCUGAUGACAGAUUUCGCUGACUCAACACAAUACCUGUCUGUUCAGAUGUUCACAGACAACACCAUCAAUGUCUGCAUGAAUUCUACCACAGCGUUCAUUAAUUACGUUAUCCAAGCACUGAAGGUCAUGCAUGAGGAUAUACAGCCUCUUAAAACUUACUUUUUCGGAGGGGACGAGACUUCGGGAGCAUGGAAAGAAUCUCCUGAAUGUCAGACGUUCUUAAAAGAUUCCGGACUGAAAAAUGUGGGGGAACUCAAAAAAUAUUUCGCUCGUCUUAUGUCCCAAAUAGCGGACAAGGAGGGCCUAAACCUGGCGGCGUGGGGCGACGGGCUGAAGGAGGGGCUCACACCUUACAAUCGAUCAGAAUUCCCCACCAACAGGGAGAUAAUUGCGCUUAACUGGGAGAACGUCUGGGAAUGGGGACAGGGAGACAAGGCUUACAAACUCGCCAACGCUGGAUACAAGGUUGUGCUCGGGCACGCAACUCAUCUGUAUUUUGACCACCCACAAGAACCUGACCCUGAGGAGAGAGGUUUCUACUGGGCUACAAGAUUCACUGACACCCGGAAGACUUUUGGUUUUACCCCUAGCAAUAUUUACUAUAACGCCGACAAGGCCGGGAAUGGAAAACCUCUUACCCACGAUCAGAUAUGUACAAACAAUGGAACUUGUUUACAAUUGGAAAAACCAGAAAAUAUUAUAGGAAUACAGGGUCAUGCAUGGACAGAGACAAUUCGGACGGCAAACGAACUGCAAGAAAUGGUAUUUCCUCGUCUUUUAGCCUUAGCAGAGAGGGCGUGGCAUAAAUCGUCAUGGGAAAAUACCGCGAAUAAAGAGGAGCGGAUGGACCAGACAAACGUUGAGUGGACAUCAUUUGCGAUAUCAUUAGUAACUAAGGAGCUUGCACGAUUAGAAAAUCUUGGAAUUAGAUAUCGAGUUCCUGUUCCUGGGGCGAGGAUGUUAGAUGAGAAAUUAGAUGUAAACACGGCACUUCCUGGUUUAACCGUUCAGUAUAGUACAAACAAUAAGCAACAAUGGAAGGACGUAAAUUCCGAUACAGAGAUUUCUGGGGGAAAUGUCGUAUAUCUGAGAACAAGGUCUAUAGAUACCACUCGGUACAGUAGGAUUGUUUCGGUAUCGACGCCGCCGGAAACAUCAGCCUCAUCUACCGUACGUCAUUCUAUACCACGUGUUUCCGGUGUUUUCAUUUUAUGUGUUGCCUAUUUCUACAGUCAGAACUUUUUGUUUUAAACUUUGUACAGUAUCAUUUUUUUGUCUUUAUUUUGGAUGUGUGUACACUUUUUGGGGGUCUAGUACGUAUGUUUUUCUCUCUCCAUUUUAUACCACUUUCGAGAUGCUUUUAUGUUAUUUACAUUAAACAAUAAAGACCUUAUACAAGUCCAAUCCUUGAUAUCCGAUAACAAUCAAA